Molecule: messenger RNA, 3061 nt
Organism: Polyodon spathula (Mississippi paddlefish)
Lineage: Eukaryota; Metazoa; Chordata; Actinopteri; Acipenseriformes; Polyodontidae
Gene: coq8aa
Product: coenzyme Q8A, genome duplicate a
Exons: 15
Coding region: 120-2036 (638 amino acids)
Biological process (GO): ubiquinone biosynthetic process
Cellular component (GO): extrinsic component of mitochondrial inner membrane
Molecular function (GO): kinase activity
Source: RefSeq, a predicted model, not a curated record
CUGGUGCUGGAGUUGGUAAACAGCUUUGACCUCGUGGCGCAAGUCAGACCCAGAAGAAGCAAACGGGAAAAGGUUUGCAGAGCAUUCUGCAUAUCGUGGCGGUGUGAAACAAGCCCAUUAUGGCGACCGACAUGAUCCUACUGAUGAGAGGGCUUGCCAAGCUCAGCAAGGCUGUCCUAGAGACCCAGGCUGGUAACCUGCGCCACAUCGCUGGCAGUGGAGAGGCACUCGCCAUGACAAGGACCAUGCAGGGCAGAGCAGAGGAGGGCCUGAGCAUGGCAAUGCAGACAAUGCAGGAAUUUGGCAAUCAACAAGAGAAUGCUUCAGAUGUCGGGGAAGAGCUCAACUCCAAGUAUGACUUCUCUGGUGCUGAAGAAAGGGUUGGGAAAACAGAUUUUGCAAGCAGCAGUGCCAGAACUGAUGAGGCUUGCAGAGACAGUGGUAUCCCUUCUGUGGGAGCUGAACCCAGAGAGCCGAGGACGUACAGGCAUGUUUCUGGGAAAACCAACGGCAAGCUUUUUGAGGACUUUCGGAACUUGGGUGGAAAGAUUUCAGGACAGACUCGCUCAUUCCACCAGGACCACUCAUCUGUUGGUGGGCUAACAGCAGAGGACAUUGAAAAGGCCAGGGAGUCUAAAAGCAAUAACCCCAAACCUCACAAACAGAUGCUAAGUGAGAGGGCAAGGGAGCGCAAGGUGCCAGUUACUCGAAUUGGAAGACUAGCAAACUUUGGAGGUCUGGCUGUUGGUCUUGGAAUAGGGGCUUUGGCAGAGGUGGCGAAGAAAACUUUGAGACCUGAGGAACGCAGUGGGCAUAAGAAGGCAGUUUUGGACUCCAGUCCUUUCCUAUCUGAAGCAAAUGUAGAGCGGAUUGUCAGAACCCUGUGCAAAGUCCGUGGUGCUGCUCUGAAACUGGGGCAAAUGCUCAGCAUUCAAGAUGAUGCUUUUAUCAAUCCCCAGCUGGCGAAGAUCUUUGAACGUGUUCGGCAGAGUGCAGAUUUCAUGCCAACCAAGCAGAUGAUGAAAGCUUUGAAUAAUGACCUUGGUCCCAACUGGAGAGACAACGUGGAGUACUUUGAAGAGAGGCCAUUUGCAGCUGCAUCUAUAGGUCAGGUUCACCUGGCAAAGCUUAAAGAUGGGAGAGAGGUUGCUAUGAAGAUUCAGUAUCCUGGAGUGGCUCAAAGCAUCAGUAGUGAUGUAAAUAAUCUAAUGACAGUUCUUAGCAUGAGUAAUGCAUUGCCUGAAGGUCUGUUCCCUGAGCACUUGAUUGAGGUUAUGAGCCGCGAGCUAGCCCUUGAGUGUGAUUACGAAAGGGAGGCUGAAUGUGCCAGGAAGUUCAAGGAGUUGAUGACGGAUCACCCUUUCUUCUAUGUGCCGGCAGUCAUCGAUGAGAUGAGCAGUCGGCACAUCCUCACCACAGAAUUGGUACCCGGGUUCCCACUGGACAAGGCUGAGGAUCUCAGUCAGGAUCUCAAGAAUGAGAUCUGUGAAAACAUCCUGAUACUUUGUUUGCGGGAGCUGUUUGAGUUCAGGUUCAUGCAGACUGAUCCUAACUGGUCUAACUUCUUCUAUGAUCCUCAGACACACAGGGUUGCCCUACUAGACUUUGGAGCUACAAGAGGAUUUGAUUUGGACUUUACUGAUGACUACAUAGAGGUCAUCAAGGCAGCAGCUGAUGGGAAUCGAGAAGGAGUGCUGAAACGGUCCAUAGAUAUGAAAUUUCUUACUGGGUAUGAAUCAAAGGUGAUGGAGAAUGCCCACGUCGAUGCUGUGAUGAUCCUGGGGGAGGCUUUUGCAUCAGAGGAGCCAUUCAAUUUCGGCUCCCAAAGCACCACCCAGCGCAUCCACAAUCUGAUCCCUGUGAUGCUGAAGGAGAGGUUGACCCCUCCCCCGGAGGAGACUUACUCCUUGCACCGCAAGAUGGGUGGCUCCUUUCUCAUCUGCUCCAAGCUCAAUGCCCAGCUGUGUUGCAAGCACAUGUUCCAAGAGGCUUACACCAAGUACUGGAGUGGAAGGAAAGACGGACCAAACAAAUGAAGAGGAAACACUGCAGGCAUGUUGUUUUUAAAAGCCCUGCCAGACUUCUCAACUGUCAAUUGAAUGUAUAAUAUUGGAUGUAAUUUAGGAAGUAAUACCAUCAACAACCAAAAUCAUGCAAAUGUUUGUAUGACAAGCCCCAUUAAACACCCCGCCCCCUUUUUUAAGUUUGAAAGCUAUACUUAAUAAAGAAGAAAAAAACUUAAAAUAAACUGAUCCAUAACCAGCGUUAAAUGCAUAUAAGUGUAAUGGUUAUUUAAAGUUUGGUUAAUUGAAUAGAAUGCUAAACCCCUGUAGUAAUACCACAUGGGUUCUUUGUAAUGCUGCAAUGGAUGGGAGGAGAAAAUGAAUAGGCUACAUCCAUAUAUGGAGAAAGACAGUUAAUAAUAGUUUAUUUCCAAUAUAAAAAUGUGUAAAGUGAUCACUGGUUUCUACACAUCCCUGUUGUGGGGGCAUGUUUAGAGGCUGAGCUUAGGCUAGCUGUUUGCAACCCUUCUGUUACAAAUGGGCAAAUCUUUAUCAGAAAGUGAUUCUAGGUUUUUAAAUAUUUUGGUGGUUGGUAAUUUUUUUUUCUACUAGUUUCUGUGCUCUCUAACUUUUUCUCUCUUGUACUGAAACUCUUCAUAGCUCUGCUUUAUCUAGGACUUUCUGUGACUCUGCCUUGCGUGUUUUUCCUGGUAGUGAUUUAUUUGCUGUUUUUCAGCUUUAUAUUAAAUGUAUGUUUCAUUAUCAAGUAACUGAUGGUAUUGAGUUGAUUAAAAUAAUAUUUGUAGGCUGUGUUUUUUUUUUUUAAAGACUAGCUUCUUUAAAGGGAAGGUAAAUAUGAUAGUCUUGAUAUGAUUUGUUUGAUCUUUUUACAGAAGGAUACAAAAAAAAAAAAAAGUUUAUACUUUGAAUACAAUAUGUGCCAAUUAAAAUAACCGUCCUUUUGUGACUGUUAUAUUACUUGAUUUGUUGUCCCUCCCCCACUAACACCAAGGUCCAUAUUGUAUAAUGUGCUUAAAUAAAAUGGAGGCCAAGGUCUA